AUGCCUCAUGACCGCCGUCACCCAGAUCUGCAUUCAAUCGUUCCACCACGUCUUACGAUGUCGCUUGGCCUUGUGUUACCACCGUCACAGCCUGCUUGCUCCCAACCGCACCUCGCAGCAGCUGUCUCUCUGGUUUUCUCCCUCCAAUCUUAUGGUGGAUUGGCCUCGUUCAUCCUCUUCAACGCCUAUACUAGCAGUACCACGUCGGAUCUGGUGCAAACAGAAAAGAAUGCAUGCGGCUUUCAUCAUUCUCGAUGUCCUAGAUUUUUGAAGCCCGUGAACGAGACAAUCCGAGAAGAUCAGAGAAGAAGAAAGAGUCCCAGACUCUAA
Molecule: messenger RNA, 330 nt
Organism: Marasmius oreades (fairy-ring Marasmius)
Lineage: Eukaryota; Fungi; Basidiomycota; Agaricomycetes; Agaricales; Marasmiaceae
Exons: 1
Coding region: 1-330 (109 amino acids)
Source: RefSeq, a predicted model, not a curated record